GCCAUUAACGAAAAGCUCAGUCAAGUUUUGUGAGUCGAAGGAGGCACACCAGUCUGUCCGUGCGCAAACGAUAACACGACUAUCGACACGUUGUUUCUUUUAUUUGUGGAUAUUUCUACCGCAUUUUUUUCGACAUAGAGGAAGUGUAUCAAUAGACGAGUGACCCACAGAGUGACCCAAGCGCUGUCGCUUUAAAGCGAACACCUCCCCUCCCCCCAAUAUUGGAACACCCCCCCCCAGUCACCCAGAUAACAUGGACGGAUUCUAUGACCAGCAAGUCCCAUUUAUGGUCCCACCCAGUCACAAGUCCCACGUGGAAGAGCAGUCUCACAAUAGGCCUCUGAAUGACAGAAAAAGGAAAUUUGUCGACACAGAGCUUGCCCAGGACACAGAAGAACUCUUCCAAGACCUCAGUCAGCUGCAAGAGAUCUGGAUUGCGGAAGCCCAGGUGCCCGAUGACGAACAGUUUGUCCCAGAUUUCCAGUCGGAUAGCUUGAUGUUUCAUGGCCCGCCACCAGCCAAGAUCAAACGAGAGCUGACUCCCUCCAAAGAGCUUUCUCCCUGUCGCCAGGACAGGAGUCCCAUGCCCUACGGAGAGAAGUGCCUUUACAGCUACAGUGCCUGUGACAGGAAGCCCACUCCUGGGUUCAAGCCAUUAACUCCCCCCUCAACACCGGUCUCUCCUUGUGGCCCCACCAGCACAGCAGGAGCACACCCAUUGAGCGAGCAGACCCCACCACCUCACCCCCAUGUAGCGAAUCCAACCCCAGGACCGCGUCCACUGCACGUACAGCAGCCUAUAACGGCAAACGCCGGGUCUCCCAACCAGCGAGCACUCUCAGUCCACAGCCAUAGCCCACCCUUUGCCGUGCCCUGUGCACCCAUCAACCAGGAUGCCAACAACUUCACACCUGAGCACAGGUUCCAGAGGCAGAUGUCGGAGCCAUGCCUACCUUUCCCUCCAUCAGAGAGUCAAGGGCGCCCCCAGUUCUUGCCCCAGCCCGCCAGCAGCAACAACAGUCUGCCACGUGACAGCAGGCCACCGUACCACCGGCAGAUGUCAGAGCCAUUGGUAGCUGUGCCUCCCCAGGGUUUCAAGCAAGAGCUCAUAGACCCACGAUACACUGAGCAGGGCGUCCCCACCAUGGGUCCACCAGCGGGCCCUCCGCACCAGCCUGCUUUCCAUCCCAUGGCCAUCAAGCAGGAGCCUCGGGACUUCUGCUUCGAUUCUGAAGUGCCUAACUGUCAGUCAUCAUUUGGGAGAGCAGGGAGCUUCUACCAAAAUAACCAUGAAAGUUUCUCCUUUGACAGAGAUCCUCAGCUGUACUUUGAUGAUACCUGUGUGGUCCCUGAAAGAUUAGAAGGUAAAAUCAAACAGGAGCCUUCCGUCUAUCGUGACGGACCUCCCUACCAGCGCCGUGGCUCCCUGCAGCUCUGGCAGUUCCUGGUCACAUUACUGGAUGACCCAGCCAAUGGCCAUUUCAUAGCCUGGACUGGUCGUGGUAUGGAGUUCAAGCUAAUCGAACCCGAGGAGGUGGCUCGUCGCUGGGGCAUUCAGAAGAACAGACCGGCCAUGAACUAUGACAAGUUGAGCCGCUCGCUGCGUUACUACUACGAGAAGGGCAUCAUGCAGAAGGUAAAGGUGGCUGGUGAGAGGUAUGUGUACAAGUUUGUGUGCGACCCCGAGGCUCUCUUCUCCAUGGCCUUCCCUGAUAACCAGAGGCCCAACCUGAAGGUGGACCCAGACAGCCUGCCGGGGCUGGAUGAGGACACCGUGCCCCUCACUCACUACGAUGACACUGCUCCCUACCUGCUGGACGCUGGGGAGCAGUGUGUGGCGGGCUUGCCCUUCCCAGAUGGCUACGGCUACUAACAAGACGCAUGGGUCCUGAUGCACAGCACACAUGUACACUCAAACACUCCCAAAGUCUCUUGACGCCCACUCUCAAAAUCCAGAGCUGGAACUGCUGAGCCAGGUGGAAGGAAAUCCUCGCUCUGCGCUCCCUCGUGGUUCCCUCUCCUCCUCCCUAGAAGACCUUUAUAAAACUCUGUAAGCUCCCAAAAGCUAACAAAGAAGAGGAAAACCCUGCCACAGUUCUUCUACUGCACCAUCAUAAGAAAGAGAGAAAAGGAGAGGGUUGUUAAUUCAGUGAGGGUGAGCUGGACUCUGUAGCUCUGCCCACCUUACAAGCUUCCUAAAAGUAAGGCAAGGGACUGCUGUUGCUAUGGAGACCAAACAAAGCUACACCGCCAAGUUUAAUAGAUUGGACAGAUGUCCCCCUGCCUUUGUACAAGACUGAAAGAGUUGUUACAUUUCCGAGUUUGUGACAAUCUGCUUUUCUUAAAACAAUCGAAUAAUCAACAGAGUAACAAAUAUCCAAUCUAAUGAGAUUCUAGAUGCAGCACUAGUCUGUAGAUGCCCCUCUCCCCAUUUACAUGUCACCACAUCUCAACUAGACGAUCCGUGAAAGGGCUUUAAUUUGCAAAGACGGAUUGACAACAAACAAAACAACAUAUUUUACACCAACAAAUCAGUUUGUUUCCUGUAGAUAGGACUACAUUUUUUUUGUUAAUAUGCCAGCUGUUCUACGGUUUUGUUGAGACCCAGAACUCUCAGGUUUCUGGGGCUUUGCUGUAUUUCAGGCUAGAUGGUCGGGCUGCUCUCUCGUGUAAAUGUUGCGUUCUUUAAUCGUUCUGCCCAUGUACGAGAUUGUAUCUGCUUCCCUUUAGAGACUGCGCCCCAGAGUCUAUACAGUACACUCCUCUCAUAGUUGUCACUGCUGGGUCCUUUUAUUGCUCAAGUUUAGAGAUGAUUAGCACUUCAUCUCCUCCAUUUCAAAAGGGAUACAUAACCCCAGUGCAAGUGUUCCAGAGGCAUUGAUAAUUCAUAAAAAGCCUAGGAAGUUUUUGUGUAUGAUAAAUGGUCACAUUUGUAUUUCUGUCUGGGUGCUUAACAUUUCCUUGGCAGUGUACUAGUUCCUCUGAUGCACCAGUAUGGCAGGAGCAUCAGAACGUUGCAUGUAAAAAAAAAACAAAAAAAAAACAACAAAGAAAGGUGACAUUUUGACGCUCUGUUUUGGACCUCUGCCAGUCACAAGUUGUCAACAGGAGACUUCUGCUUCUCUUUGCAUGGUGUAAUCAUUCAAGACUGUGUCCACUAACAUAUCGCUUUACUGUCUUUGGACAAAAGAGAUAUUUGUGAUAUUCUCUGCAGUUUUUUUUUUUUUUGUGUUCAUUAUGUAUGUUUCUCAAUGGGGCAAAGACAAACCUAUAUAAAGUAUAUAUUUUUGCUAUAAGGCUGCAUUUGUUUUGAUUUUAAUGUAUAAGCUGUAUAGUUCUGGCUCUAAUAGACAUGUACCUUUUUAAAAACCAAUUUCAGUCCUUAUGCUACUACUGCAGACUGUUUUCUUUAAAAGGCCUCUGUACUGGGUUGGAGAAUGGAUGAUGAGAUGUGUGUGUGUGUGUGCGUGUGUGUGUGUGUGUGUGUGUGAGAGAGAGAGAGAGAGAGAGAAAAUGCCAGAGUUCCUGCAAAGGCCACAGUGAAAGACACAUAUUGUGGGAUCCACCCCAGACAUGGGAUAUAGUCUGCACUUGUAUAGGCUUCAGUCCCCUCCCCUCACAAUGUGUUUUCUUACACUGCUGAGUUUAUUAUAAUCUGUACUGGGUACAAUAAACAGUCCUUUAUGCUCCA
Messenger RNA from Scatophagus argus, 3691 nucleotides. It is a transcript of the gene etv5a, whose product is annotated as ETS variant transcription factor 5a. Gene Ontology annotation, cellular component: nucleus. Gene Ontology annotation, molecular function: sequence-specific DNA binding; DNA-binding transcription factor activity, RNA polymerase II-specific. The coding region runs from base 254 to 1873 and encodes 539 amino acids. NCBI's taxonomy places the organism in Eukaryota, Metazoa, Chordata, Actinopteri, Scatophagidae. Gene Ontology annotation, biological process: regulation of transcription by RNA polymerase II; cell differentiation. The record is from RefSeq and is a predicted model, not a curated record. The transcript is spliced from 13 exons.